Molecule: messenger RNA, 1788 nt
Organism: Rotaria sp. Silwood2
Lineage: Eukaryota; Metazoa; Rotifera; Eurotatoria; Philodinida; Philodinidae
Source: the annotation of a GenBank genome assembly
AUGUAUGAUUUAUCGAAAUCAUUUGAUAAGAGAAAAACAAAUUCGCCAAUUUUUGCUUCAGCUAUUAAUCGGAUUCAAACAUUAGUUAAAUCAAUAAAGAGAUCAACCAUUUAUACUGAUAACUAUAUGUCUACUAUCGGCUUUGAAUACGUAGGCGAUGGAGAUACAGCUCGUUGUAAAGACUGCGGGCUUGAGAUAGCCAGCUGGACAUUGGACAUGGACCCAUUCACUAUUCAUUCAAAGCGUCAACCUAAUUGCCUAUUUGUACGCUCUUUAGUACCAAAUUCAUCAUCAGAUGUGCCUGUGUCGUUCACAUCACCAUUAAUUACCACCCGAAAUACACUGAUGUCAAUUACAGAAGAAAACACUUUUAAAGGUCAAAAAAUAGAAACGAUGAAUUUCCAAUCUGUAUCAAAUAGUUUGCUUGAAACUGAUUUACUUAAACAAGUGAGGAGGCGUACCUUUUCUCAUUGGCCACAUCGUACUGUUCCAUCAAGUGCACAAAUGAUUGAAGCUGGAUUUUUUAAUUGCAAUAUUGGUGAUCGAGUAAUAUGCAUCUAUUGUAACCUUAUUGUUCAACAAUGGACACCAUAUACUGAUGAUCCAUGUGAAUUACAUAAAACUCUAUCAUCGAAUUGCAUAUAUGUCAGAGCAAGAUUGAUGCAUCCUGUAACUUCAUCAAUAACUAUUGUCAACGAAGAUUCAACGACAACAACUUCAGGCAUUCCUUCAUCAAUAUCAAAUAAUCUUAGCUCAAUACAAUCUAGUGAUAUUGUAUUUAGAGCAGCAUGUAAUCCUGCUUAUUCAGAAAUACCCAAACGGCAUGCAUCAUUCGCUUCAUGGCCAAAUGAAAAUUUAUCACUAGUAGAUAAUUUGGUUCGAGCAGGAUUUUUCUAUACAGGUACAGAAACCAUUGUUACUUGUUUUUAUUGUAAUGGGUCAUUACAAAAUUGGAAUUUAAAUGAUAAUCCAAUGAUUGAACAUGCUCGUUGGUUUCCAUAUUGUGCAUAUGCUAAACAAUUGUGUGGAGAAGAUUUAUAUCGUAAAAUUCAAGAAUCUAAACGAAUACAACAACAACGUGCCAAAAUUAACAAGUUAAAAGAGAGCACAGGCUUAAAUGAUCUGGUAAACAUUAAUGUAACAGCAAAUAGUACACAGUUAUUAAUACCUGAUCAAAGUACCUUAUCCAGACUUGUCACAGCACGAUUAGACCUAUCGAUGUCACAGCGAUUAUUAAAUCAAAAGUUUAAAUUAUCGAUUAUUAAAAAAUGUUGGGAAGAUCAAUUACGAAUAAAACACGAUGACUUUACAUCCGAUUGUGAUUUAUAUAUUGCUUGUUUAAUUCUUCAAAAACAAAUCGAACAUAUUGAUGGUAAGAAAGAAAAUAUUAUUAUACAAAAGGCAAAAUUGCACAAAAAAAUAUCAAUGAUACCUAAUGCAGCUGGAUCUAUACUAAAUUUAACAGAUGGUGAGAUAACUAUGUCAUCGCAAUCAUUAACAAAGGAAUCUGCAUAUUCUCAAUCUUCUAUUAACACAACCUUAAAAUCAACGAACAGUGACAAUGGGCGUGAAACACAAAUAAAUAAACAAAUAACUAGUAUCAAUGAUCGAAGUGAAUCAAGUACUUCAGAGUCAUCAAAUCUUUGUGUUCUAUGUCUGACAGAGGAAAAGCAAUUGGCUUGUGUGCCAUGUGGUCAUAUGGCAACAUGUGUUGCAUGUGGUCAUUCACUGCAAUUGUGUCCAAUAUGUCGACGACAAAUCAGCGCAUUUAUUAGAAUUUACAUAUAA